CAGAAUUUUGGCAGAUCGACUAGAACCUUUGUGGUUGGAAGAUUGCAAGUUGAGCUUUUAUUCACAAAUGCUGGAUUACAAUAUCACGAUGCUGGCCUUCAUUUUGCUGGCUUUGGCGCUCUGUACAAACGGACAACUUUACACGAAGUACAGCGUGAAAACCGAAAUGUCAACUUUUACAAAGACAAUACUGACGAGCACGGUUUGUGCCAGUUUAGAAGUUAAUCCCAUGCCCGUCUGUCGUAGGCGUAUGCAUGCAUGGAUCGAAGAGCCAAUAAUGCGUUGGUCGCCGGAUGGACAACAAUUCAUCCAACCAACCAACGUUUUCCAGGUGGAGCCGACUGCUGCUGCUGUUCCAUGGUUCAGGGACGCCCAAAAUUCCGGAUUUGCUGAUGAGAAUUAUUUGUACUACUGGAAUUUAGCCAACGCCGUUCAACCUUCGUUGCUGAUGCCUGUAAGCGAUUUGUAUAGGCAAAUUCCAUUUGAAUCGGUGCUGAUGGCCAACGGAGCCGAGGAAAAUUUAGCGCAAAACCGACAAAUGAAAACUACAAUUGUUUUAACUUACACAAAACCGACUACGGAGCUGGAGACAACCACUAAAACGCAAACGAUUAAAAUAUCCGGCUGCACGCCAGUUCCGUUUCCUUAUGAUGUCUGCCUCCCCUAAUUAUAAUAGAAAAUGAAAUCUGGUCCGGCUAUAAUUUCCUUUUUAUUAACUUGCUAUAACAAAUUCUAAUUGAUGUAAUAUCUCGACAAGUUAAACAAUUCAUAUUGUUGAAUUUUCAAAAUAGUGUAAAGUGCUUAACGUUCAUUUCGUUACAUAAUAUUUAAUUAGAGUUGGAUCAAAUUCUAUAAAAAUUGGAUUGGACUCUAUAUGAAUAAUUUAGAGGAAUAAUCAAACCAGAACGUUUUCUCUGUACUGAUUUGGCUAUACUGUCCUCUUGGCGUUUUUAUUAGAUCGUUCACCUCUGUAUUCCAUGUGUGUUAUCAAUUCAUUUGAUCAGUAUAUAAAAUUUAAAAGAUGUGCCACGUCGAGAUGACCCGAGCAAUGGCAGCUGCUUUUUUUAAUUUCACUGAGAACCAGUUUGGAUGUCCAAAUUGAAAAUUAGGAACAACUAUACCAGUAAAAAAAAAUUAUACAAAGCGAAUGCAUUAAAAAAAUGGUCACGUAAGUAAUAAAACCGGUCAAAAAACUCCCGAGACACAAACACAAAUUUUAUUCGACCAUCACAGUCAGAAUUGCUGUCUUCCCUGUGCUAUUGGUUAGAGCAGCACUCGUCCAACAAGUUCAUUUUUUAUUUGAUUCAGUUGAUGUUUCCUCUAUAGCCAUUGUAAAUAUUUAACAGGCGA
Molecule: messenger RNA, 1350 nt
Organism: Daphnia pulex (common water flea)
Lineage: Eukaryota; Metazoa; Arthropoda; Branchiopoda; Diplostraca; Daphniidae
Exons: 3
Coding region: 68-667 (199 amino acids)
Source: RefSeq, a predicted model, not a curated record